AUGGCGUACAAACUACCACCAAUAACAGACACUGGCGGAGGUCAAACAUACGAGGUCGUAGAGCAGGACUACAAUGCGAUUCACGUGGAAAGUCCUCGUCGUAAACAAGUGACCGUUGACUCCAAUGUUCUCAGUCCACGUAUCAACAACUUAGAGAGUAAGGUCUCCCAGGCAUUGAUGACACAAAAUCAAGUUCUGUCACAGCAGCAACAAGUAGCAGACGCUCUCAAUCAACAGCAAGCGAUGACAAAAAAUUUGAUUGAGAAAGCUUUUAAAAAUCGUGAUGAUUUCAUAGAUAGUCUCGCCCGAGCCAAAGAUGACAGAAUUGAGGCGAAUACCCGAUAUCUUUUACAGAACCAUCUACGCUACAUUACCACCAUUGUUCAAAGGUUGAGCCAGGAUAUUGCUGAGCAAGAGGAACAACUUCGACUGCGUGACACAGCAGUGGUUGGAACCAACAAAGCUGUAGGGAAGAUAGAGGUUCACAAUGUUACAAGUCUACAAGAUCUUCGUAGCAGAAUUGUCCGAUGUGAUGCCAGUCUCAUCCGACAUUCUUCAGACAUCAGAAACUGCUUCAAUGACAUCAAUGUUGUGUCAAAGGAACAACAGUACCUUAAGGAGAAUCUUACCGAUAAAAUACAUCGACUGGAAGCAGAGAUGCUGACAAUUACAGCAGAGUUGGAAAGAAUGACAGGACAGCAGAUGUCAGAAAUAGGUCAUGUUAAGAAAAAUGCAAAUAGAGAAAUUGCCAUACUGGAUGAAAAGAACCAUACUGCUGUUUUGGAAGUACGAAAUGCAAUGGCAUCCCAAAAAAUGACAAUGGACUCCCAGCAACACAAUAUGGAGCUCAAAUUCACAGCAAUGAUGAACAAAGCCACAGAGGAAUGGAACUCUGUUCUGAAUCGUUUGGAGAGAACAAUGGGUGAUACAGCCAACACAUUCAGUAGCCGACUUCAUCACCUGGAGGAAGUUGUGAUGGCUGACAGGGAGAUUUUACGAGACCUACAGGCGCAUGUAGAAAAGCGAAUGGUGCACAGAUUAGAAGUUCAUAGCCGUCACCACCAGGAGGAGCUGGCAAAAUCUAAACGUGAAUUCCGUGAAGGCUUCACUUCUGUCCAUGAUAGCAUAUCAAAUGCCAAAACAGUUCUCGAAGGGAAACAAAAACUGCUGGAGGACAAAUUAAGAAAAGAAAUCUCACAACUUAGACAACUGGUUGUGUUGGUUUAG
Ylistrum balloti is the source of this 1227-nucleotide messenger RNA. Its product is annotated as protein FAM81A-like. NCBI's taxonomy places the organism in Eukaryota, Metazoa, Mollusca, Bivalvia, Pectinida, Pectinidae. The record is from RefSeq and is a predicted model, not a curated record. The coding region runs from base 1 to 1227 and encodes 408 amino acids. The transcript is spliced from 5 exons.